Messenger RNA from Papaver somniferum (opium poppy), 670 nucleotides. RefSeq lists its product as uncharacterized. NCBI's taxonomy places the organism in Eukaryota, Viridiplantae, Streptophyta, Magnoliopsida, Ranunculales, Papaveraceae. Bases 217 to 612 code for a protein of 131 amino acids. The record is from RefSeq and is a predicted model, not a curated record. The transcript is spliced from 2 exons.
UACCAGUACCAGAAAGAGGAUGAGGGAGUCAGAACCCCUGGCUGUUGAACCUCGUCAACCUAAUUUCACCCAUAUCAAUCCAAUAUUUUAGAUUUCCGAUAUCUCCCCAAUCAAUCAAUCAAUCCGAGAUUAAUGAUAUUACUCACGGCGGUCCUCUUGCAGUUCAGGCUCCCGUUGAGGGUGAUGAGGAGAUGAGUGAAAGAGAUCAGGAUACACAUGCACACGGAAAUCUUGACAGAGAAUAUCAGGGUAGUGCUGCAAAUACGGAAUUUCCUUGGAUGCAAAAUCAUCUCUGGGAUAGCUAGGAAUGCGGAAGAAGCAGAAAGCCUUGCUCUCCUGAAAGCUGGAAUUUGGACUCGAGAGAAAGGAAAGGAAAAUGCAUGUUUCAUCAGUGAUGCUAAAGUAGUUAUAGAUUGUUUGAAAUCCAAUAAUAACCAGCUGUGCUGGUAUAAUAUGUCAAUCUUGGAUGACUGUAUUAAGUUUAGUAAAUUUGAAUUCUUGAAUAGAAGUUUUACUUAUUUGGCUGAUAUCGCAGCCAAACAUGGUAGGACAAAUAUAGUCAAUGGUGAAUGGUUUGAGUCUAUCCCUUACUUUCUCACUGAACAUCUGUAAUUCCUUGGUUUUUAAUUGUAGUAUAUUUUUCUUAGAAAAAAAAAAAAAAAAAAAAAAA